GAGGCCGGCCUCUGUCAGUUAGAGCAGGGGCCGUCCGUCGCCUCUCCUCUUCUCUGGGCGGUUCCAGUCUGAAAGAGACCUUUGCGAAGAAAGCUCGCCAACAAAACUAUCAGCACAGACACAAACAUGGCGCCUGCCUCCGCCGACAACUUCAGAUGAAAGUGUGGCGAAGAAGUGGACUGUAAAGUUUUGAAGGAGUACUUCUCUGAGGCUUUUUUUUCGCGCGCCUUCCUGGUUUAACCUGACUGUGUUUGCACGAAGAGGCACUCGGAAUAUCUCAAAUAAGGAAAAACAGCAAGUUGCCUUCAUGUCAACAUUGUCUCGCGCUGCAGUGUAAACAGCUGGUAAGUGGAGCAUAUUUGUGUGUAUGAAAAUAGCUUGAGCAAAGUGGUGUAACUUUUUAGAAUUAGAAACUGUAUUAAAGCAGUUUUAAGUUGAAUUUAGCUGUGUUGGAGGAGGCUCCCCGCUUAAAACACAGUCUCUUGGUGUUGAGGCGCUGCGGUCUGUUUCUACACUUCCACCGUGUGUGUUAUUCAACCACGGAAAGACAGACAGGCAGCCACGUAUCAGCACACUGGCUAAUCACAGGAGGAAAUUUCUUUUGUUAUAUCCGCGCUGAUGUGAAUUUCCUGCACGGAGGCUGACCUAGAUAUGGGUCGGAUGCAACAGUUGGGAAUAUAACACCCCCCCUCCUCUUCCUCCUCUCCUCCUUCUCCUUCUCUUGUGCCCUCUUGGCCCUCCUUGACGCCUGAUAAUCAGACUCUGCUCCCCUGGAGAUUACCUAACCAUACAGGUGUCUGCUCCAGAACUCACAUACACAGGACUUACCUGCCUGAAAUUAAAGAUAUGGUUAAAAUAACUGGCCUCUGCAAACUCUGGAAACACAAGAUUAUUCACAAGACAAGGAAGUAAUGAUCUGACUUUCCUUUAGGCAUGUUGUUGUUGUUCUCACUCAGGGACUCUUUCUCUGAAAAUGCCAUCUCUGCAUUUGUAUGACCCAAACCUCAGGACACAGAAUUGUGUAACACACCUCUGCUGUCUUGCUUUAUGGCGGUGAGUAGAUGGGGCACUAAUGCCAUUGAUUUCAAUGCCAAGGUGCUCACAUAUCUACACCUCAGCACUUGACUGUUUGCCAGCGAGCAAGCUGCAAGUCUAGCCCUCUAGGGCAAUGGAGUACUCCCUGCUUUCCAACAAUGUUUGGUGAUUCAUGGCAUGCAUGUGAUGUUCCUGUUAUGGCAGCCGUGGUGCAAGUCUCAGCAGAGCUGUGGAUGGCACUUCCUCUUGUACUGUACCCAUUACUAUUGGAUUGAGGUGUGAGAUGUGAGUAGGAAUGUCAGACAAAAAAAAAAAUACAAGUGUAAAUAAGACAAACAUAAAGGAAAGCCAAAUGCUAAAUGAGCUAAACAGUUGGAAAAAAAUAUAUAAAUCACAAUAUAUUGUAUUGCAAUACUCACUGUAUUGCAAAAUGUUAAAAAUCGCAAUAAUAUCGUAUCGUGGCCCAAGUAUCCUGAUAAUAUCGCAUUGUGGCCCAAGUAUCCUGAUAAUAUCGUAUCAUGGCCCAAGUUUUGUAAUAAUAUCGUAUCAUGGCUCAAGUAUCGUGAUAAUAUUGUACCGUAGCCCAAGUAUCGGGAUAAUACUGCAUCAUGGCCCAAGAAUCAUGAUGAUAUCGUAUCGUGAUAAUAUUAUAUCGUGGCCCAAGUAUCGUGAUAUCAUUGCAUUAUGGCUCAAGUAUCGUGAUAAUAUCGUAUUGUGGCCAGAAUAUCGGGAUCAUAUUGUAUCGUUGCCCAAGUUUCGUGAUAACAUUGCAUUGUGGCUUGAGUAUCGUGAUAAUAUCGUAUAGUCGCCCAAGUAUCGUGAUAAUAUCAUAUCGUGGCCCAAGUAUCAUGAUAAUAUCAUAUCAUAGCCCAAGUAUCUUGACAAUAUCGUAUCAUAGCCCAAGUAUUGUGAUAAUAUCGUAUCAUGAGGCCACUGGUGAUUCCCACCCCAACUGAAAUACAGUUUCAGAGUAGGAAUGUCAGACUACUCGGAACAACACACCCCGAACAAUCACAGCUUGAGGAGGGAGUACACGCAUGGAAUAGUUUUUGCAGAGCUGCAGCCAUGAACCGUUGACACGUGGAAAAAAAAAGAAAAAGAAGAAAAACCUCUUUCUUGACCUUGGCUUGGCCUGACAGCGGCUGGAAAAGGGGAGUGGAGGGAUGUUGCCUCCUAACUGCCACAGGCGGGCAGGUAGAAAGUAGGUCAUGGUUGCACUGUGGCUUUGUGUACAUUGAACUCGCACUUUGUUACCAUCACUGGCUGUCCAGAGGCUCCGUCAGGUGACCAAGGAAAGGAAAAAGACUGGCUGAGGGAGUGGCAGCAGGCUGUGGGAGGACUCUGUGGUUGCCUCGGCAAAGUCAAAUUGGAUUUUGAUGAGUGUGAGAAAAAACGGUUGUUUACUCUGCUGGACAGUAUUUCCAGAGAGCUGUAGAUUUGUCUCCUGCUAACUUUUUCAACAUUUUCAGAUCAAAGUUCUUCACUUCUAAAAUGCUCUGCUCUUUGUACAUCCACUUCUCUUCUCUGUGAUCACACAUCCUCUGAAACUUUUAUAUCAUCUGUCACUUUAUACUUGUUGACCAGCACUUUCAAUUUAAGUGAGGCCAAGUGAUUACCAACACUUUGACUCACAUUUUUAACCCCUCUUUGUUUGAAGUUAACUGCACUUCCACUACACUUUAAGAAAUUCAAGAUCAGCUAGAGCUUAACUACCUUUUUUUUUUACAAGCUAUUUUACUCAGUGAUCAUCAUCAACUGCAUACAUUUGUGACUAGAGGUAGACCGGUUAAUAAGUAAGCCAGUUAAAUGGGUUGAUUUAGAUCAAUUUGAAAUAGUGAACAUUGGCUGAUAAUAAGUGUGUUUAUGAGACAGAUAAAAAGAAUAAACACUUAAUGCCUGCAGACACUGCAGGCAGCCUCAUCAGUGUAGUGAACAGCAGCACACUCUCUUCAUUAUAACACAUUUUUCUCAUUUUAAAUAACAGCUUAUCAAAUCAAAAGCAUUUAUUAGCUACUGUUUAGUACAAAGUCUGUUAUGAUGUAUGGAAUAGUAAAAUAAGUAUAUACAUAAUGAUAGAAUUUGAUUCAGGUUCAGCAAUUUUGUUUAUCAUUUGUUAUCUUAUUGGUGCAUCUUGUCAACUGGCCAGCCUGCACUCUUAUUAUCGUCAUCGGUAGUUGAAGACAAGACAUGACAACAAUGUCGUGCCUCAAAGUUAGUGUUAGUAUGAAAAGAUGGUGUCACUGAUAUCGUAGAGUCGUGGCAAAUAAAUGACAAAGCAGUGUCAUUGCAAAUAUCGCGUUGAAUAUGGAGGUUGUAACGGUGAAAAAACAGCGUCAGGGUCACUGUUAAUGUUAGGCUAGCAUCAGACUUAAGACCAGAAGCAUAAAAGAAGUGAAACAACAUCAUUCUGAAUGUUGAGUCUACCUCAGAAUUGAAAACAGAAGCGAAAAAAGUAGUGAGAAAGCCUCUCUAAAAACUAGGGGUGGUAGAAAAAAAUCAAUGCAGCAUAGUAUUGCGAUAUUUUGUCUGGCGAUAUAUCGUAUCGUCUUGUUGAACAAGUAUUGAUUUUUCGUUUUUUAUACAAAGUUUGCAAGAUGUGCUACAUGAAAAUAAAAUACAGUGUAAAUAAGACAAACAUAAAGUAAAACCAAAUGCUAAAUGAGCUAAACAGUUGAAAAAAUUAUAUAAAUCACAAUGUAUUGUAUCGCAAUUCUGACUGUAUUGCAAAAUGUAAAAAAUCGCAAUAAUAUCGUAUCGUGGCCCAGGUAUCAUGAUAAUAUUGUAUCGUCAUAAUAUUGUAUCGUGCCCCAAGUAUCGUGAUAAUAUUGUAUCGUGGCCCAAGUAUCAUGAUAAUAUCGUAUCAUGAGGCCACCAGUGAUUCCCACCUCGAUUGAAAACGCCAACAUUAACACUGGCACUUUCAGGACAGAGCAGCGCUGUGCGAGGAUGUAAGGCAUGUGCUGUUCACACGUUGCACCUCUCAGGCUUUAGAAAUGCACUGUGUAGAAUCUCUCAACAUGUCAGGCUGGAGGACACUUCAGCAACACUUUAGCACCAUCGUUCCAGCUCUCAUCAGUUUUCUGCCUUCUUCUUAUUUGAAAGCCAGCAAAAAAAACCCACUGUAUGGAUAUUAUACAGUGAAAACUAACUAUUAUAAUCUCUUUGGCUGAAACUCUACAAUGCAUAUGCAUCUCCUGUUUGCAUGACUGAAAACACAUUAACUUAACAAAGUCAAUAUGAGCCAAAAAAACUAUGACACUCUUGCAACCCAGCCAAAAUCCCUCUCUCAGGUUACCUAUUUCCUCUGACCUUCGUACUUUUAUGUGUUUGAGACGUCUUUUUUUCCAGUAAGCCUGAGUCUGCACUGGUUAAGGCCCGGCUGGUUAGUCAGGGCAAUGAGUUUGCCCUCGCUCCCUUCUCCUUGGAGUGGAAAGAAUGCUCUGUGUCCGCCGGGUUGUCACGCUCCGGGAGGGAGGCAGUCUUGUGACGUUUUCUGCUGAGCCGAGCCACGCUGGCCUGAGCUGCUUCUCAUCCUCCAGCCAACCAACAAAAAAGAGUAACGUCUUGUUGCAAACCUUUACUGUAUUUGCCCUACUUUCUUGUCAGGCUUUGGGACCCACCUGUUGCCGUUGGCUGUGCAGGAUAUGGUUGCUUUUGACAUGUAGUUGAGCAAACACGGAAAGUGUGUCACUUUCUCUUGAAAGCACACCUGCCUCUUCGAUCACAUGCUCAGGUCUUUGUAAAGAGUAACUUUUGAGCCUUAGAGAGGCAGGAAGGAAGAACGGGUCACUCAUCAGGGCUUGUGCCGCCUCUCUACUGAUUGCUUUGAUGUUAUAUGAACAAAACAUUAACAAUGGAUGUCUGGAAAAAGUAUGGUCCUGAAAACUGGAAAAAUCUUGUUUGAACAUUGUAAUUUUUUUAGGCAGGACAGGCUUUGCCUUAAAGGGAUAUUCCACAUAAAAUUAAGUUAGGGUCAAACACACCGAGUUAGACACCCCGUCGAGAGAUGAAUGUUGCUGACCACUUGCUUCUCUAGUUAUACCAACUUUAGUAAUGACUGCAAGAUAGCAAUAUACAGCGAGCCAAGCACAAACCUCAACCAAAACGCCACUCUAUAGCCACAAAUAAUGCUCAGAACAGCACCUAACUUCAUCAACAGUACAUAUAGGGUCCCAGCCACAGCCCUAGCCACCAAACAUCUUUUUAACUUUGCCUAAUUUCUUUAGCAAAGAGACUAAACACAACUCACCUACUCUCUUCCAGCAGCCGCUUGUUUGUAGCGAGACCUCGGGCCAGUCCAUUACGGACAACAGAGGGGUGACGCAGCUCAAGGAAGAACAUUUGUAAUAAUUUUUUCAUGGAAAUGCGAUCAGACCGAGACGCUAAGGCAGAAGAACUACCACGUCUGCAGUGCAAAAUGAUUAAUAUGAUGUUUAUUACUUCAAGGAAAUGAUAAAGAAAUGAUCAUAAAUGUUCUUCCUUGAGCUGCGUCACCCCUCUGCAGUCUGUAAUGUCCCAUAUUGAACAUGUAACCUGUGGCUACAGAAAUGAGUCUGUCAGUGUUCAAUAAACAGGAUUCAGGAUUAGAGAUCUUUGUUAGGCUUAGGAGAGUGAAAGAGCUGUCAUUGGCGUAUGGAUAUGAUAUUACCAGGCUAUCACACAUAUCACGCAGGUUUAUCUGGAGCCAAAACGCAGAUGGACAGUCAAUGCUCCACCUCUAACAAACUUUGAAGAGCAAAUAUUGAGCAGUGAAAUAUUUCUGCACUUGAACGUCUUCUUUCCAUCUCAAUGAUAAAAAAGGAGUAGCUGGUUUCUUCACAACACAGUUCAGAUUAAUUAACAGGCAGAGGUACACACAAACUAGUCCCCUCGGUAUGAAACACACUUCAGUUUGAUCUUAUCUCCUCCUCAAUCCUAUCUCUAAUCCAGAGGGGGCCCAGCUUCUUCUGUGGUCUUUGCUUUGUAAAACAGAGGUUUUGUCACCUCAUUGGCACCUUCCUCUCAGUCUGGCCUUGGCCGCUGACAGCACGCCGUGAUGACAGGUGGUAGAGAGGGCCACUUUGCUCUGUAGAUCCUCCAAAGCCUGCAGAUACAGAGAGGUACUUGAGGUAGACACACGGCGGCUGCACAAGCUGACGCAGUCACAGAAGCUCAUAUCCAAACAGGCUAAAGACAAGGGGUUUUAUGUAAGAUCAGACUGGUCUAUUUUUAGCCAAAGGUCAGCCUGUUUUCGAGUAUUAUCCCUGUGUUAUUCGGUCACUUUCUUAUUCUGUUUGUAAUGUCCAAGACACAAUACAUGACGUUAGUGUGUGUCACUCUCAGCAGCUGUUUUAGACGAGCUGUGAGUGGACGUGCAUGGCAGGGCUCCUCCUGAAAUAAUUGAGCACUGUCUGUUGUCCAGCAUUACACACACAAACGGGCAGACUUGUGCAUGCUCAUGCACACACACUCACACACACGCAGGCAGUCUCUUUAUACCUCUGGGGAACCAGCCUCCAGGCUCUUUUGUGUGAAUGGGAUGAGAUCAUUGUGGGGCAGAACAUGGGGGGAUGGAGGAAAGGGUUCCACUGUGUGUACUUAAAAAGAGAAACCCUCUCUUGUCCUCUCUCCUCAACUUUCAGCUGUUGAUUAGCUUUGAGUUUAGAAAAAAUCAAACCAGUAUCAGGUUUGCUGUGAAGGCGUAUGAACAGAAGGACCUCCCUGGUUUUAUUCAUGUCAGCUGAAGCUUUCCUCCUCCCUCAGGGGUUGUUAGGCUGCAACCUUUUGGCGCAUUUGCAACCAAAUUCAGACCAGUACACAGAGGCGCUUUUAGAACGACCCACCAAGGAUUUUUGAGGCACAAGUGAUCACACUUAAGGUUAAGUCCUGCUCAUAACAAAGGUUUAAAGCCCAAAUAUAACAAACUCUAAACACAUUUUUUGUGAUAAUACAUUUUAAUUGUGCUUGUCUGGAUACAGCUUUUAAUAAUUAUCAUCCUGCUUGUGAAGCCACUUGUGAAUUGUGAACUUAAAUUCAGUUGUCUCUGAAGGUUUGGAGCUCACUUCCUUUAUUGACAGGUUUCAGGCGUCAUCACCUUGUCAUGCUGUUUGUUGUCAUUAUGAUCCUUAAACACGCUGUGAUAGUGAAAGACGGUUUCGCACAACUCCAAAUGAUGAUUGCUUUGACUGGCAGGACAUUUUCAUUUUGACACCAGGAGUGUGUAAAAAUUUCUCUCUAUUUCUGUCUGACUUUGAGUUCUGAAAACUAAAAUUUCAAGAGUCAUUAGAGUUUUGAGGAUGAAGUUUUCAGCUCAUAUUGUAUGUAGAUAAAACCUUUUUAACCUCUCUGGCCUCACAUAGGCAGAAAUAAACGUGCCAAAGCAACUAAUUUCCUGAAUGUAAAGAAAUUAAAAGUAAAUUGAAUUGUAACUCACUUGGUGAAAGGUAAACAUACUUGGGGUGGGAAUCACCAGUGGCCCCACGAUUCAAUAUUAUCACAAUACUUGAGCCACAACACGAUAUUAUCACAAUACUUGGGCCUUGAUUCGAUAUUAUCACGAUACGUGGGCCUUGAUACGAUAUUAUCACGAUACUUGAGCCACGAUUCAAUAUUAUUACAAUACUUGAGCCACAAUACGAUAUUUUCACGAUACUUGGGCCACAAUACGAUAUUAUCACAAUACUUGAGCCACGAUACUUGGGCCACGAUACAAUAUUAUCACAGUACUUGGGCCAAGAUACAAUAUCAUAAUGAGCCGUGAUAUUAUAUUAUCACGAUACUUGGGCUAGGAUACGAUAUUAUCAUGAUACUUGGGCCACGAUUCAACAUUAUCAGGAUAUUUGAGCCAUGAUAUGAUAUUAUCACGAUACUUAAGCUAUGAUACAAUAUUAUCAUGAGACUUGAGACACAAUAUGAUACUAUCACGAUACUUUGGCCACGAUACAAUAUUAUUGUGAUUUUUUUUACAUUUUGCAAUACAGUGAGUAUUGCAAUACAAUACAAUAUAUUGCGAUUUACACAACUUUUUCAACUGUUUUGCUAAUUUAGCAUUUGGCUUUCCUUUAUGUUUGUCUUAUUUACGCUGUAUUUUAUUUUCAUGUUGCACAUCUUGCAAACCUUAAAUAAAUUUGUUGUGCUAACUUUCUCCUGCUCUCUGAUGUCACCUCUGCCAACCUCAAUGGACAAACAUUUGAUUUCAUUUUUUCAUUAUCAUAGAUUUAACUCCACUUGACAAUCAGUUUGAAAAAUUGAUACUUGGUAGGUGAGACGAUAUGAUCUAUCACCAGACAAAAUAUUAAGAUACUAUGCUGUAUCAAUUUUUUCUCCCACCACACACAGAGAACAGUAUAGAUUAAGUUCAAAUGCUAAACUUAAACUCAGAGUCUGCAGGUCAGUGAUGUCAAAUUGGUUCCUGAGCGCAGCUACCGAGUGCAAGUUAGAGCUAUUUCUUGGUAUGAACACUAUCUGCUGUGUGUAACCUAUAUUAAGAGUGAAAGAGUAGACUUAGAGAUUGUCCACAUCAAGGCCAGGGUUAUUUAUCACUCCAGGGGAGCCAGAAACUACUUUCAGAGUAACCGGUCAGUUUACGUGUCCCCUGCAGCCUCAGUGUAUUUUGGUCAUGACUCGUAGUGACCUAAGUCCCAUAGUGCAGCCCAGACAAAGAGCAUGACACUCGAUCAUCGGGGCUUUGGAGUAACAGAGGAACAGGUUUUUUGACGCAAGGAGGGAGGGGCAGAGCUCAACCUUCGGAGGCAGUUUGAAGCUCAAAUUACAACACUCACCUUAAUACAGUGGGAAUUGAAUGGACCGGUUUUGCCUGCCAGUUUGACUCAGUCAUUUUACCAUUUGACCCGAGAGGCUGCACAAUUUUGCCUCCAGGUUCAGAAAUUCUUGCAUAUUUUUUCUCCACGGUGCGUGCUGUCACAAGUGCAGAACAAGAAAGACUGAAAAUCCUAAAUGUGCUGUUCCCUUCUGUUUACAAUAGCUUGAAAGCCUUUAGCCUGUUCAGCUGUCAACACCAGCGCACUUUAUGGCUGCUGCCAUGUUUUAUUUGCACAGCAGACAUAAAAGCAGACUAUAAAAAACUGUUCCUUCCAUUUUACAUCUGAAACCCAGACACUGGACUUUGUUUGGAUGUGGCAGACUACAGAGAGCACGUCAGCUAUACUAAAUGUACCCUUGAAUGACUCGGAGAUCAAUUUCUCUCAGCAAGAGUAACACUAGUCGCAGCUCAGGGUCGCCCCGCUUGGCAUUGUUGGGGCUGCGUUGCCAUGGCAGCGGCGAUGUUUGUCUAUCAUUGGGUGUCACAAAGAGAUAUUUGUAUAGUUCUGGUGGCACAGAGGGACUGUUACAGGCUGUCCUCACUUCUGAUAUGUGUGCAGGGGAACUAUUUUGACUCAUCGCAGUAUCAGUGUCGUGUGGCAUUUUGUUACCUGAGCAUUGAAACAACAUAUGGAGGUGUUAAAGAGACAGUUCUCCUUUUUUACUGUACAGAAGCAACAAGAUUUAACUGAUCGAGUCAACAAAGACAAGCUUUGCAAAGCAGUUGUUGCGAGUGUCAAUUAGAAAUGGAAAGUCCCUGAUUUAUCCACAUUUGUCACAUUUCGUGGAAAAGCCCCAAAGAGGAAUAGAUCUGCCGAAUCAGACCGCAUGCUGACAGAGAGACAGGUUGUAUUUAAGCUGUAUUAAUGAUCUGAUUGAGUUAGAGGUCAACUCCAAAUAAGGGGGAAAUUACGGUAACUCUCAAAUUCUGCUUGUAAACGUUGUGUUUACUGUCCUCUGUGACACAAGUAUUGAUUCUCCCGCCUUGGUGAACAUCCAGAUUUCAUUCAAGGCCAAUAAGGACUUCACAGAUCCUCUUGUAACAUUUGCUUUUCUUUUUUUUCUCUUGUUUGUGUUGAUCUGCGUCCAAGUUGUCGGGAAGCCAUCUGACUCACAGCCUUGAUGCUUUAAUAACCAAAGUUUCUAUUUUGGAGCACAUUAGUGGAGCCUGUUUGUGGCUCUACUCAAAACAGCUGUUCAGAAGAGAAAAUACCAAAAAGACCACAAUACUUUCCUGAUGACCUGCUCUUAGAAACUGGUUCAGAAUCAGCCUCAUUAUCCUGAAGCGUGAUGAAUAUUGAGAUCUGGUGAAAUGAUUUCUAUGCAGUACUAAUGUUUAGCUGCUCAUGAGGAAUUUUUGAGUAAUUUGAUGUCAAAAUAAAUUUGAUUUAAACUCUUUUAGAGGUCAAUAACUCAUGAAUAAAGUAAAAAAAGUGAGAAAUAUUUGCAACCGUCGAAUCCAUCGCCGUAAUGUUGGCCUUUGCCCUCUUCUCCUCUCUCUCCGAAAUGUGCUAAUGUGCUUCUAAUCAGCUGUAACUAAUAUUUUUAUGCUAAUAAUGGAUGAAAUGACUGUGUAAUGUGAAAGGGAUUACACGGAGAAUGAUCAGAUGACUUAGCUUUUCCUCAUAGCUGCCCAGUGCCUGUUUUUGGUUCCUUAUUUUUGCUUUGCUGUUUCAUUUCAUUUCAUUCCCAUCGUUUUUUUUAUUUUUUUGAGAGACUCACUUUAUUCUGCAUGUCAAACAGCAAAUGGCUGAAAAAGUUAGCAGCUAGGUGAAAGAGGAGAAGUAGACUCUGGCAUGUAAAAAGGUAGGAUAUGUUCGUAAAGGGGGGGGAGAAAAAAGUCUCUUCAUGAACACAGAUGUUGUCCAACAUGUCUGCUGAGUGUGAAGCGAGCAACUGUUUGCUUUCUCAAAAGCAGUAUGUUUACAUGCAUAGUUAAUUAGUUUUGGUUACAGCUCAGUGUGGUGAUUUAAUAGGCGAUUAGACUGAAUCAGAGUUUGAAACCUGAAAUCCUGAUGAGGAAUGUGUCGGCAGUAGGUGUUGAAGCCAAAUGCAAGACACAAAGAGACGGGUAGUUAACUUUUUUAGAUCAUCUGCCAAUGCUAAGAUCUUGCAGGUGAUAUUGUUCAUCUCUAAAUAACUUCCAAGUCAGAAAAUGCACGUCAACAUCAGAAACGAGGGGUGUCUCGAAACAACUUUUUUACAUCCGAUACGAUACCAAUAUUGUAGCCUUCAGUAACAGCCGAUACCAAUAUAUCUCAAUAUUGGCACAAACCUUUGCAUGAAAAGUUUUGCACUCAGCUGGGAUGUCUUUUUCGGACUUUGACGAAAAAUACUGCCACACAGCUGACAUCACUCAUAUUCCUUGCUACUUUGUUAGUACCUUAGUACACACUGUUGUGAAAACAUGGGCUCUACAUGCUGGAUCAGGGCGCUGCCAGAUAGAAGUGCCGAAGUGGAGUCUGGAAUGGACUGCUUGUAUCGUCGUCCUGAUAUCGGAGAGUUUAGAUGCAGGCCGAUAUAAUCCGAUGUUUGUUUUUUGGCUAAUAUCGGACAGAUAUCCCUAGGGUCUCCCAUACAUGCAGUUGAUCUUGGUGCACCGCCACGACUAAAUUUUACAUUUUACAUUUGAAAUUUUACAUGAUCAUUAAUAUCAAUGCGCCACUAAUGAAUUGUACUUGCACUGUGUGAGGACAACAACACACAACAUCAUGUCCGACUUGUUUUGAGUCAUCAGGGAGUGCAUCAAAUCCUGUCGGACCCUGUCUAUCAACGUGAAAAGUAACGUUCAAGCUUAAACACAGUCUUUAUAGCGAGUAGCAUUAAUAGCAUUAGUAGCAUUAUUGUUAAUGUGGCACUAAUGAAUUCUACGUUUUAGCUUAUACCACGGUCUGUAGCGCGUGUAACGUAACGUGAAUGUAACAGCGUACAUUCACGAUCAGUGUUUCUAGGGGAAACACUGAUCCCAUAUCAAUAUCGUAUCAAGACAGCCCUAUCAAAAAAUUAGACAAAAUUUGGUGGCCGACUUGCAGACUUUCGGCCAUCAUGGCGAAUCACAACAGAUAGAUGUAGAACCUGUAGGGUAUGGCGAAUAGUAGACAUGUCCCAUCCUCUCAAAAACAGCCAUUCAUGUGCUUCUCUCAGAUUCAGCAAACACAGAAGGCCGAUCCCGACUCUGGUUUUACCAUUAGACCACAUUUACAGGCCAGCCACUGGUACAAAAACACAUUUAAUAAACAGUUUUAACUGUUAAAAUGUCACUAUGGACACAAACAAAGCAGUAUAUUUCUAAAGAGCUACAUCCUUUAUGACUCUAGUUUGGUAAAAUAGGAGCUGUUUUUCUUUUAAAGGACCAGGAUAGAAAUUAGUCAUUGUGUUGUGAUGAGCCACAUCUGGUAUCAUUUGAGUUCUUGAAUGAGGACAAAAGUUUCAGUGACGUUUCCAGGAAUGAGUAAAUAUCCCACUUCAAAGGAACAUAAUGAAAUAGAGAGGAUUCAGAAAGAGAGCAGUGGGAGGGAGAUCAAGCACAUACCUGUCUCAGCUCCUUCAUCCUGAGUGUCUUGAGAGUUUAAAGACUGACCUGCUAAUCCCCCUUUUCUUCAUUGAUGCCCUUUUUUUUAUUUUUGCCAUUUUUGUCAGUGGAAAUUUCAACUCAUUUGCUCCCAGCUCAGAUAACAUGACGUAUAACUGUGAUGUUUUUGCCGCUCGGGGCCUGUGUUGACACAGUGACACGCUCUGCCCUUUUGGUUUGAGUGUUUUCCCGACAUUGUUUUAAUAAAGAGGAAUGAAAAAAACAGGGCCUGUAUUCUGGGCGCAUAUCCAACUACAUUCUUCAAAAGUACCUGUGAAGACUAAAGGCCUGUUAGUAUACUUCAAAUAAUCAACUCUGGCUUAUUCACAGAGUUAGAGUGCCAGGUUUAAAACUAGAGGGCAAUGCUAUUGUAAUGAGAUUUGGAUGACCAUGUGGAUGUCGUCCAAGACUUGAUGCGAUAAAGACGUUUCUUUUUUUUAAAAAUGUAUCUGCCUUUACUUUCAUUUUGACUAAUUUUUCUACCUUUGAUUGGUUUUGAAGUCCUGAACAAAACUGAAACAAUCACUAAAACACUGUCCUGAAGUCCAGGGCUGUCUGUGCUUUUCCCCCUCUUGCCUCAGCUGACUCACUUCUGGAAAAAUUGAACUUCCUGUAUAAAAAACUGCUCUUUGAAGGGCGAUGUGGAUGCAUCUCUGUCUCCAUAGAAAACUAGUUGCUCUCUGUCGUUUUUGGCCGGGGCUUGAACAGUCAGGUGCUUUUCUUGGGUACAAGAACACUGAGUCUUUAUGCCAUGAUGAAUGGACUGUAAAUGAGGCAGCAGUUAUGGUCGUAUAUUUUGUUUAUUAUGCAGACAAAAGUCCUGUGGAUGUUUUAGUGACUUGGCUUUUUUGUCAUAUUUAAGAACUCAUUAUUCUAAAUUAGGGCUGGCCGAUAUGGCCUCAAAUCAAUAUCAUGAUAAAUUGAGCAGUUCACCUCGAUCACGAUAAAUGGACGAUAACUACUCCACAAGCUGCUCACUUCCUUCCACAUUAACUUUGUCUACUUCAGCCGUCGCUCCAGCCACUAUAACUUUUGAACCGUCCUCCAUCUCCUCACCUGUCUUUCCCUCUUCGUUACGGCCUGGAUGGGGGUGGAGUCACAUCUCUAACGUAGGACAGCAUCUUAAAGGGAGACCAUAGCCUAUCUACACACAUCCAACACCAACUUUUAUUUAUUUAUUUAUUUUUGACACCGAAUAUAUUGACAUGGGCAAAAUGACAUCUGUUAUUAUCAUAAAUGUCGGUAUCUGUAAAUUUUCGGUUUAUGGCCCAGCCCUAUUCUAAAGCAUAUUUCAAAAAAAGGUCGGUGUAUAUAUACUGCAAAUACAACAUAUCAGAUGUUUAAAUUAUAAAAAGUCAGUGCAUCUCUAAUGAAAGGGAGUAUGUUCACUCUCUCAUUUAAGACAUUCAUGAUGCUGCUGUUUUAGUGAAGAGAAUGGAAAUAAUUUACAAUCAGAAAAAAUGAAAAACAAAUGCCAUGUCAACCACGUCAAUGCACAUAAAAGAAGGCACCAUCAGUGCUGAAGCAAGGUAUUCUUCCAUCUAGACAAUGCCUUUUUCAGGGAAUGCCUUGCACACGGCUCCUUGUUGUUCACCUUGUUGUUUAUUGUCGGUGUGUUCAAUGUGUGUAUGUGCAGUGUGCGUGGGUUGUGAGACUAUAUCUUUGUUAGGUCUAGUACUUUGUGUCAUCAGUUGGCAGCUUUAUCUGUGCAGCUCUUGGAGUCUAAGACAUAUUUCCCUAAGAGGACAAUGAGGUGUAUUGUAUCGUAUCUUAUAUAUCAGGAGUAACAUUCAAAACUGCAUUCUGUACAUAUUACAACACCAUGACUCUGUAGUAGAGGAGUCCUACUGCUAAACUGGCCUGCCUGCAGUCUUGACUUGUCACCCAACAUUUGGCACAUGGUGAAAUGAAAAAUGCACCGCGCACCAUAGAAGCUGAGAAUUAAGAACGAAUGAGAUAACAUGCCACUUUCAAAGCUGCAGGAUCUAUCCUGCUGGGCUCCCAAAUGUUAACAGAGAGUUGUUAGACAGAAAAGAAAGAAGAGGUGAUGCAACACAGUGGUAAACAAGUCUCUGUCUCAACUCUUCAGGAACAUGUCACCAGUAUCAAAUUCAACAUGAGCACAUGAUUUCUCAAAAUACAAUAAAAAGUCUAGUUUUAAGAUGUGAUAGGUUGUCUUUGCACUAUUUUUAAGACGUAGGGUUUAGACGAUUUGCAAAACCAUCAUUUUCAGCUUAUAUCAACAUUUACACAUCCUCCCAUGUGUUAUGCAAUUUGGUUUGUAUGUGUGCAACGAUUUUAAAGUGCCUACAACAAACAGACUUCUUUCAAAACAUCCUUAAGCUGCUUUGAGUUACCGGUUGCAAAGUUGAGUAUCAUCCUGAAUUCCUGCAAAAACCCAAUAAGAAUAACCAAAACUAGGAACUGCAACUCCAAGUUACGUCUCACAUGUUUCAAGUUUAAUUUUGUGACCAGAUAUCAAGUGUUUUAAAGACUUCAGAGUCGGUCUGAUUUAUGCUCUCAGUGGCAUUUCUGAGCAUUCCUCCAGGCCCCGGCUGCUCUCCCUUGACUCUCUGUAGUCGCCAGAGCUUUAACUCACUCCACAUUUCUGGAGCAGCGCAGUGAUAUACAAUGACAAGAGUGUUUGUGCGUGACAACAAAUCCAGUCCCUUCAUUACCCCUUAUGUUUCCCUCAGUUUGUGGUGCUGCUCUCUUAAAAGAUCCCUUCAUUGCCUGUGCUGCAGGAUUACUUAGCAUUCUGUGUCUGCUUGCAUGUGUAAUCCAUCCCACUGUCCUGGGUUGAUAUGUACGAGCUGUGCUUUCACUAACAUGCAGUGCUCGUCGUGGUUAUAGCCUAAAGGAAGUAUCUGUUGCAUGUUUUAAGAAUAGACACGUCUUUAAAGUUUAAACCAAGGCGGCUGAUCAUCAGAGUCACGCCAUCCAACAACAGCAACACACCUUUCCAAAUUCAUCUUCAUUUCUUCUUUCUAGGUACUUCCAGCCAUGAUCGAGGACAAGGGUCACCGCGUGACCGACUACUUUGUGGUAGCCGGGCUGACGGACAAGUCCAAGCCCUUGGAGCAGGAUCUGUCAGAGACCAAGUCCAGCGGGCCCAAAGCACCCAUCACCGACUUGGCCGUCAUUAACAGAUCAGCAGGAGAGACCGUACCCGAGGGCUUCACCUGCAUCGACAGCACCUACAGCGGCCAGCCAGCUAACCUCAAUCAUGGCAGUCUUAAGAGCCCAGAGCUAUUUCUGUGUUACAAGAGGAAUCGAGGGAAGCCUCCUCUCAUUGAUAUCGGGUGAGUCAGCAGUUUGUUUAUGCCACAGAUUGUUAUCUGGACUCUUUGUAGGCCUCCAGCAUCAAGGGACUCAUUACAAGUUUCCACUGUUAGGAAUUCAAGAUACCAAACUUUUUCAGUGGGGUAAACAAAAACAAAAGAUAUCAUUGGGUCAGAGGGAUUACAGCGAGGCAUACUUCUGAAUCUUGUCUCUGUUCUCCAACUUUAUGUUUUAUAAGAAAAAAAAACACAUGAAAAAGAAUCUCUCUGAAACUAUUUCCAAGAAGUGAAAGGAAGUAGGUGUGCUUUGUGCUUCAUUCAUUCUCAUCUGCUGCGUCACGGACUCCUCAGCCACACCUCUUGGCUCUCAUCCACGGAUCCGAUUUCCUUGCUUCCUACUAUUAUCAUGUAAGAGGUGAUUCAUUUAAUGAUGUCCUGUAGCUGCCUGAGAGCCAACCGAAGUUGGAUGCAGCACAUAACUCUUUCAUCAGUGCGAUAUCACGGAGACAAUGAUGCAACAGCCUGAGGUAUUUCCUCCUUCCACACCUUAGUCUUCAUCUGAAACCUCUUUGUGUCCCCCCUCGAACAAACUGGACUUUCCAGUUCCAACAGACAACGUUAAUGCUCACUCUUCUUUCAGUCAUUGUAAAGUCUUUUUAAAUAUUGACUGCGGUUCACUUCAGCAAUAAAUUUCACAUUACCACCAUGAUCCUUUCCUGCUAAGCGUAGCUCCACACUUGCAGAACCAAAUGAACACCCUCAUGAAGCCCGCUGGCGUCAUCGCACCAAGCAUAAACAGAAUAUCGUAUGUCAAGUCAUGUUUCCCUGAAGAGAUUGAGCAAUCCCUGCUUAGCAUGCUAGCAGACAUGUGAGGUGGGGGAGGGAGCUGCAAGCUUAUAUUUUCAGAAUUCUGUCAUUGAAAGAUGAUUUGUGUCCAAAUGGGACAAAUUAGGGCUUGGUGAUAAAGCAAAAGUUUAUCGAUAUUGAAAUUUAUGACAAUAACAGACGUUGUUUUCCCCAUGUCGGUGUAUUCGGUGUCAAAAAAAAUACAUAAAUAAAAGUUGGUUUUGGAUGUGUGUAGGUAGGCUAUGGUCUCAUGUCUUUUUAAGACGCCGUCCUAUGCCAGAGUCGUGACUCUUCCCCAUCCUGUCCGUAACAAAGAGGGAAAGACAGAUGAGGAGAUGGAGGAUGGUUCAAAAGUUGUAGCGACUGGAGCAGCGGCUGAAGUAGACGAAGUUAAUGUGGGAGGGAGUAGCAGUUUGAGCUGCUCAGUAUAUGGUGGUAUUGAUUUGAGGCCAUAUCGCCCAGCCCUAGUAUGAACGUACCAAUGUCUGUGUCCUGGUUGAGUCACCACAAACAAGGUCAGACACUAUCUUUUGCCAAGCGGUAGCCCUGUUGUCCCCUCCUUUGGAUCAGGUCCAUUUUCUACUAUUGAUUCAUUACGCAACUAAAUGAAAUCUAGCGAUAUGUAAAUGAUUCAUUCAUGCUUCCGCCACCUCCACUGUCAUCAGAGCCAGCAUUCCCAGCCGGCAGCUCCACAGCGUCUCGACUCACUGUGCCCAUUAGGACUCAGUCUUUGUUGCCUAAAUGAGAAUUUGCUGGCAGCUGUCCUCCUGGCCUCUUUAGAUUCGUCCUGCACUCUUUUCAGAAUAAAGUGUUUCAGGACUGUUGUAUCUGCAGUGGCUGCCCUGUUGCUUGCACAAGAUUAAAAAAAUGCAUGUAGGGUUAGUCUUAGCAAUUACAUCUUUUCACCCCCCACGUGGCACUGUUCAUAAAGCAUACUGCAGUCAUACAAAAAAAAUUCGGCACAGUGAGAAAGUGAUCGCUCUCCUGUUACUUCUAACUGGAGUUGGAUAUGAGUUUUCUAAGUGUGCGAGUUUGCUUUACUGUCUGGGGUUUGAAUGAGUCAGCUGGUAAUUAUGUCUGAAUCACACCUCCCAUUGAUGACAGACUUCUCAUAGAGGCUUCAAAGGCAAACCAGGGCUUAAAGAAGAAGGUCGGCCGUGUUGACCACGCACUUUUUGUAAAGCUGAGAUUACCCUUCCCAUCAAGCUGCAGCUCAAUGUAUCUUUCUCACCGUCUAUCAAGAAAGCAAUUUUCUCCAAAAUCAGUCUGGAUGUUGAGUGAUAGGAGCUUUGGGAAACAUGUCUGUCCUCAGCUUGUUGCUUCUGUUUUUUUCCCAUGUAUUCAAAACUGGAUAUCUUAAUUUGUAGUGUGGGGAAAAUGACUCUUUAACUAUUGAAGGAGACAAACUGAGAAGUAAUAUAAUACAAUACAAAAACUUAAUUUAUUCCCAAAUGGAAUUAAUUUGUCUGGAAUCUCAGAUAAACUCCAGAUAAACAAAGUUAUGAUCUGACCUACUUAGUGGUGGUAAGGCAGUAGCUCUGUUAGCUUCUCUGACGUUAGCAUACAGCAGAUCCAGGGUUUUGUUUUCUCUAGAAGGACAGUUAAAAAACUAUGAGGAGAGGGUGACAUGAUUGAAUUCUCCUAGUAUUAUUGCAAGUGCCUCAGGAUGUCGAGUCUGUAUCCUAGCAACAGUAUCAUGGAGAAUAUCACACGGAACUUCAGCCGUUGCCUUGAGUGGAAUGUAUAGGAGUAUUGUUAUGAUGUGACUGAACUCCCUUUCAACAUAGAGUCAUACUUUUUUUAAAGAAGAGAACAGUUUUCCAACAUUUCAUUGGCCCCAGUUGACUUGAGUGUAGUUGAUAGAGAGCUUUAGCUAAAAAUCUUAUAUUAACCUUCAGGCCUUUAUCCAGUUAGUAUAAUGUACCCAUAGUGAGCGAUAAACCAUUGCUUAUUUACCUUGUGUAAGCUUUCUUUGUAAUAGAGUUGGAGUUUGGCUGUGUGAUUGGUGCAGUCAUGAUUUCAUUGUGCAGCCCACCUCUUUACUCUGCCGGGUUGGACACUCAACGCUUAAGUGGAGAGUCAGUCAGUCAACAGCAAACACUCGUAACGCGCCACAUAGUUUUCUCUGUCAAGCUCCUCAUUUGAUGUCCAACGUGAACGUCUUGUCUUUUUUUUACAGUUUGAGCUGUUGCUUCAUCAGACUGAGAGUUAUUUGUUUUUCUACAGUGAUGAACGUUUUAGAAAUGAAAGCCAUGUCUGAGUCAAACUGAAACCAGGACAGCUCAGUCUGAGACACUUCAGAACCCAUGAGUGAUUUUUAGUUUGUUUGUCCCAUCUUGGUUCCUCAUGAACAACAACAUACACCAUGGUUUGAUGCUCAAGUGCCCAGCUAACACUUCCAUGUUUUCUCUGUUGUGCUUUAGGGUGCUGUAUGAGGGGAAGGAGCGUCUGAUCCAGGGCUGCGAGGUCAUCCAGGCCACGCCGUACGGCCGCUGCGCCAACGUCAACAACAGCUCCGCCACCUCGCAGCGCAUCUUCAUCACUUUUCGCAGAGCGCCGCCCGUGCAGCCUCAGAACUCCCUGGCAGUGACGGACAUCUGCGUCAUUGUCACCAGCAAGGGCGAGACGCCUCCACAUACCUUUUGUAAAGUGGACAAAAACCUCAACUGCGGCAUGGCGAGUCUGAUUGUGUUUCUUCUCUAACGGUCUCUCAUUGUGAGUCUGCAGAACUCACGUUUGUAACAUCAGUGUUUUAAUCUUUUUAGUGGGGCUCCAAUGUGUUCCUGUGUUACAAGAAAUCAGUGUCUGCAUCCAAUUCUAUCAGCUACAAAGCCGGUGAGUAAAAGUCUGAGUUUUAUUAUUAUUAUUUUUUUACAGUGAAAACAAAACAAUUUUAAUUUGGGAUUUUACAAUUGUGGGAAAAAAAUGAAAAUUAAAUAAAAAGUGGAAAAAAAAACUCCCAACUGGAAAGAAUGUAGAGUUAUUGACCUUAAAAUGUAUUUGGUUUUGCUAAACUACCAAAAGGAUGGAAAAAAAAGUCAUGAUAAAAAGAAAAGUCACAGUAAUUUUAAAAAAACAAUUGUAAAUUUCCUUUUUAUUUUUCCUCAAUUUGCUAAAAAACUUUCUUUUUGUCUUACAUAAUAGCUUUUCUUGGGGGUAGUAAGAGGUUCCAGUUAUUGCAACAGUGUCACUCUCGCCAAAACAUAGAUUAUGUAAUGCUGCCAUUGGCGGUUUACUCAUGUUUUUUUUUUUUUAUGCACACGAGGGAGAUUUACUUCCUCAACACCAAUGCAGCCACUUUGUGGGUUGAAAUAGUAGUUAGGCGGAGUAAUCUGUGACUAGCAGAGACAUUGAUUUAACCCUGGUCUUCCACCUGUUCUGCUCUGGCACUUCCGAGCCGAACCGCUCAAGUCGAAGGGGACUGGAUCCUUGUGUCAAAGAGGUUGUCAUUUUUUCAGAUCUUAAAGUGAAUCGAUCAUGGCAGGUAACAUUGCCUAGUUGUUGCCUCAUUCAAUCUCAGUAAAUCUUAUGAAAACACCUUUGAAUUGUGACAAACUCUCCACAAUAAAAGUCCCCUGUUGAAAUAUUUUUAUUCUUCAAUCGCCUGUCAGUAAAUGUCUUGCUUCAGGAGACAAAGAGGACUGUAAUGUUCAUCAAAUCUUGCAUUUUAGAGUCUCAACCAGUUAUCUGGCCUUUUAAAAUGUCGCAGUCCUAACAUAAAACAUGCCGUGUGGUUUUAAAGGCUGCGUUCACAGUCUCUGUUCUGUGUUUAUCUGAGAGCUCAGGCCAGCAGCACCCUCGGUAUAUCUAAGAUCUUUGUAGGAGAUAGUUAUUUCAUACUGCAGCCGACAUUUUUGAACCGACGUGUGACAUUUUCACUGCUUCCUUUACAGCUUGGCCUUUGGAGCUGUUCAUUGUGCAACAUGUAUAAUCCAUGUUGAUAUGAAUAUGUGCACACACACACACACACCCUUUUCGACUCACAUGCUGGCUUUAUCUCUUUGUUCAGCCUUUUUCCCGAGAGACGGCUCUUUUUUCAUCUCAGACAACUACACUUCCUGCCACGCCCAUUACUUCUGCGUUUGCAGGCUGGUGUUUGUGCGUAUAAGAAUGUGUGUAUUUUGUCUGAAAGGUACCUGCCAAACAACAGGUUACAGUGAGGAGCAUAACAGUCAUUUCCUGACUGAUCAUUUCUGAAAAACCUGAUCUCUUUUCUUGGAGGCUCUUUGAAAAGUUUGUAGCUUCUCAGAAAUCUGCGUUGGCAUGCCUCGUCCAGCACAUAUAUUUUGCUUGACACUUCUGCAUUGCAACUUCAAGACAUUUUUAUCUGCAUGACUUAUUUCUCCUUUUGUUCCCCAGGUCUUAUCUUUCGUUACCCAGAAGAGGAUUACGAGUCUUUCCCCCUGUCAGAAUCUGUGCCUCUGUUUUGUUUGCCCAUGGGUGCCAAGAUCGAGUGCUGGGCACCAAACACGCGCGAUCCUCUGCCUGUGUUCUCCACGUUCGUCUUGACCAUCUCUUCUGGUGAAAAGGCGAGAUUAAAUUUAUGCUCAUUUGAAUUCUGCCACCUGCAACAGGUUUUAAAAACUGUCCAUUUUUGGAAAACAACACAAGCAUCUAGAGCAGUGGUUCUCAAGUCCAGGCCUCGAGGUCCACUGUCCAACACACCUGAUUCAAAUGAUCAGCUCGUUAUCAAGCUCUGUAAUGGCUAACGAGCUGAUCAUUUGAAUCAGGUGUGUUGGAGCAGGGAAACAUCCAAAACAUGCAGGACAGUGGGCCUUGAGGACAGGACUUGAGAACCACUGAUCUAGAGGACAAGAUAAGCAAAGACUGCUUUGUCCACAGGGGGCGCCAAAAUCAGUACAUUCUAAAUUUACUCACAGGAGUUUUAAGUUUGUGAGGACAUUUCUCCAGAGAAGAAAAAUGACAUCAACUUUUACUUGAACAUAUACUUCUUAUUUCUUUUGCAAUCUCUUGCCAGUAUGGAUGGAUUAAAUAACAGUCCCCAAAUAUACAUAUUAGAGUGAUCUUGCAUCAAUUUAAAACAUUUCCCCUUGUAUCCAUCAUGUCCCACUGAACCCUGCUGUGAAAUAAAUGACCCUAAAAGCCAAACCAAAAAUGAGUAAACAAAAUCACACGUCUCAGAGUAAGUAAUAAAUGAGUCCCAGCUAGGACUUCCUUUUUCAUGUGCUGCUUUAUUCAAUUAGAAACCAUAAUUUCAGAUUAAAAGGGAAGUGAAAGCCACUUCUUUUGACAUGUCAGUAGAGAUAUACAGAUACUAAGAUAAACAGGGUCAUUACUUAGUUCAUCACAAUCUGUAAUUACAGAUUACAAAACCACCAAAGUAAUCCGUCCAUCUCUGGUGUAGGUGUAUGGAUCAGCCAUCCAGUUCUACGAGCCGUAUCAGGUGGAUCUGCUGAGUGAGAAGCAGAAGAUCCAGCUGGGUCUUCUCACCACAGUGGAGAAGAAAAUGAUCCCAAACCGAGCCGUGAACACCAACAAGUGCAUCUGCCUGCUCUCCCGCUGGCCCUUCUUUGAGUCCUUCCGCAAGUUCCUCAUGUUUUUAUACAAGCUGUCUGUCUCAGGCCCACACCCUCUGCCCAUUGAAAAGUAAGAAUCAGUUUAUUUAAUAUUUACAAAGCUCACAUUUUAAAUAGGUUGAAUAAAAUUUUUUAAUUCAUACUUUUCUCUCAACAGGCACAUCUCACACUUCAUGCACAAUGUGUCCUUUCCUUCCCCUCAGAGGCCAAGAAUAUUAGUCCAGGUGACAUAUUUUAUAUCUUCUGUAACUGUUUGGACGCAUCUACCUUCAUUUUUAAAUCAUCUCUGUAUUUGAUUGUUUUUUAAAUUUUUCUCUUUGUAGCUCUCAGCACAUGACACCUUAAACCUCUCCCAGCCUGUGUGUACACCCCUACCCCUCAGGUACAACUUUACAAUACUUUUAAAUUGUGAAAUGUUUAAGGUGGGGAAAAAGUAUAAACUGGAUAAAGCUGUAUGACACUGCUUCUGAAUAAUAGCUAAGCACUUAAACUCCAAAAUCUCUAAAAUAGUUACAUGCCUCAUAAUUUUGGCUUUUUCCACUGAUUCAUCGCUUCAGUCUGCAGCGUUUGCUCUGGUUUAAGCAGUUCAAGCAUCAGCUUGUUGUCCUCUUUGUUACUGCUGACAGCUGCUUUGUGUUUACUUGAAAACACACGAAAACAGUGACAUCGGGCCUUUGUUUAAACUGAAACAAAACUGCUUGUCCGUAUUCAGUUUGCGCUCAGUUGACUUUGUGAAUUAAAAAGCUUUGACAAAAUUUUAAAACACCACAUUAGGACAAAAGGAUUUUAAUUUGAGUCAGUUUAAAAAAAUCCCUCGAAACGAUCCUUUUGUAUUCUGUCAAUGUCACAGACGGUUUCCAAAGUAAGCUCAAGAGAGAGCAUUUAGAUUUUAUGAUGAUUCAUGUUUGGAUAUUUUUGGACAUGUCUAAGUUUGUAUUAAAAAUGUAGUUUAUAAAAAUAAACAUAGUUUAUUUCUAUUAUUUAUCACCAUUUUCCCUCCCAGGCUCUUCAUUAUCUGUCAUUGUUAGGAAUACUCCUCAUCCCCUUGUUCCUCCUUACAUAACUCUUUUUGUUUAUCUCAUUAGUUCUGUUUUUUUCCACGCUGCUAAUGCCUCCUCUCCUUUGAUUCUUUCUCUGCCUGAACUCAUCAACAUCUCUCUCUCUCUUUCUCUCUCCCUCUCCCUGCCAGCGGGGCGGACUACGGCACUCUGCUGAUGAAUCUGGGCUCUGAGAACUGUGCCACACUGCUGCACUUUGUCCUGCUGGAGAGCAAGAUCCUGCUGCACUCGCUCCGGCCUGCUGUGCUCACAGGAGUGGCCGAGGCUGUUGUGGCCGUGAGUAUCUUGACUAGCUUUAAUGCUGCAGUGUGGCGCAUAAUCAAAAGACACCAAACUCAGCUGAUAUCCUGAACUAGGGCUGGGCGAUAAAUUGAAAAUUUACCGAUACUGAAAUUUACGACAAUAACAGAUGUCAUUUUGCCCAUAUGGGUAUAUUCGGUGUCCAAUAAAUAGACAAAAGUUGGUUUUGGAUGUGUGUAGGUAGGCUAUCGUUUCAUGUCCCUUUAAGACGCUGUGAGGGGAGGAGAUGGAGGAUGGUUCAGAAGUUGGAGCGGCUGAAGUAGACAAAGUUAAUGUGGGAGGGGGUGAGCAGCUUGUGGAGUAGUUAGCAUCCAUUUAUCAUUAUUGAAGUAAACUGCUCUAUAUAUUGUGAUAUUGAUUGAAGGCUGUAUUGUCCAGCCCUAUCUUGAGCUUCUUUAAAGUGGGUCCAACAAAAUCAAAGUUUUAUGUAUUCAUCGUUACAUCAUUCUUGUUGGAAUUACCUAGUUUUGUGUGUGUUGGGGGAUAUAUCUCAUUCACACACUCAUACAAUAAAGGCCAAAUUAUGAGAUGUCCAGAAACAGCCUCUCUUAUAGUCAGUGCCAAGGCAAGUCAUCCAUAUCCAAUUUAGUUAAUAGUGUAGACAAUACACCACCCCGCCUCCCUCCAGCACUGACUUUGAAGCAAUCCAACGCUGCAUUACCUCAGCAAGCAUGCAUAAUAUAAUAGGCACACUUAAUAUGAUAUAUUUGUUGUUCCUUUAAAUGAACAGUUUUGAUUUAUUUGAAUAGAUGUCCUUGAAGCUUCCAGAAAGCAUAUAAACAUGGGAGGAAAAUCUGCUGUGCUUCAAUCGUAACCUUUUCUUUUUGCGUAACUUUCAUAAAGUUUGUAACAAACAUGUUUCAGAUGUUCGGCAGUAAUGCGAUCAGUCCAACAUGCAUUUCGUUUAGUGAAAUUUUCACACAGUAUGUUCAGAAAUCGCUCGAUAAACUCAUAAGUUAAAAGUAAAAGUGCUGAAUAUGGUUAUUUCACCUUUACAUUGAUCCUCAAACUGCAUGACCAUGAAUACCAGUAAUGUCCUGUUCCUCAGUAAUCUACAAAAUGCAUGAGAAGAAGUGUCAGAAUAAAUCAGUUAUGAUUGCAUCUUAAGUAAGAACAUGUCAGUCUAGGGUCUGGUUCUGAUCCUCACCAGAUGUUGUGUGAAACAGAUUCGUCUCAGCGUUCUUGAAUCGAUUCUCCCGUCUCUCCUCUCCUUUAGAUGAUCUUCCCCUUCCAGUGGCAGUGUCCCUACAUCCCUCUGUGCCCGCUGUCUUUAGCACAAGUCCUCAACGCUCCUUGUCCCUUCAUAGUGGGUGUGGACUCCCGCUACUUCGACCUUUACGACCCCCCAGCAGAUGUAGUCUGUGUGGAUCUGGACACCAACACUAUCUACCUGUAUGCUCCAUUGCUAUGAUAUCAGACAAAUCUCUGUUGCAACACUUUUGUGUAGCUCUCUUGUCAUCUUAAGCUAACGGCUCUUGUGUUAUUGUGUGUUUCAGGUCUGAUGAAAAGAGGCACAGCAACUGGAAGAAUCUCCCAAAGAAGCCCUGCAAGAGUCUCGUUAACUCACUGAGCAACUUGCACCACCAGCUGGCCACCGGUACUAAUAACAUCUUAGUUCAGAUUCUUGUUGCGUCCUCAAGAGAUGGAAGGACUUUACAAAAAAAAUGGAGAAAGUAUAAAAAGGAAUAAGUUCAAUUCACUUUAUUUUAAACACAAACUUAGAAGUUAAAAAGAAUCACAUAUCUCAAACUCUGUGAACUUUGAAAGCUUUGCAGAGUUUUGUCGUGAAUUAGAUCGUACUGUAAGAAACCUAAACUCACAAAAGAUACUCAAAGUUAACCUAUCAGUCAAAAGUGAUACUCAAUAAAACAUCAAUAUGUUUUCAAAACAAAUAUAUUAAAUUAAAGGUUGAGGGACAUGAUAAUUAAAAAUAAUGUCAGUGUUUUUUUGGGGAAAAAAAACAAAAACAAAGUGCUGAAUAAAAACACAAAGCGGAAGAUAAGAGUCUGGUAACUUCACCUUCAUGCCAAAGCCCUGCAGAUAAAGCAACAGUAAGGGAUUUUAAGCUUUGGUGAAACACUAAAUUAAUAUCGAUGUUUCUUUAUGACUUCCAAAAGCAAACCAGAUCAAGAAUAAGAGAUAAUAAGAGAAGAGUUACAGUGUGAAUUUUCUUUCUUAUAACCCUGUAAUUGGGCAGGAGUCAAAUCACGAGAUGCUUUUGGAACAACAUUUUUUUUCCAACCUUUUUUUAUUUAGUUUUGCAGAUGAGUAUAAUUGUAUUAAAACAUUUAAAAAGAGUAAAUUAGUCAUUUUUUUGUAGAAGAAACAAACAACAGAAAACAAAAGUGGUCAUUGAAGUGUAUCACUGCGUACCCAAACAACUCACAAAACUAGAACAGCCAUAAAAUAAAUUGAUAAUUUAACAAAAAGGUAGGAUCAGGACAGAAACAGACAUUUCAAAAAGAAAAUAGACCAGGAAAAAGAAAAAAAGACACACAAGUACAUCAGUCAGGUAGCAGUAAACUGCAAUUGAGACAUCCUAAAUUAGAGCAGCGGCAUGUUACGCUCAACGGGACAUUAAAAUAACAUAUCUGCCUCUCAAGGUUGCUUUCGUCACGAGGAAUAACCUUUUUAUUUUUUUUUUUACAUUCCUACAGCUGAGUCUCCCUGUAUAUGAUACAUAAUAAAGUUACAGAAAAAAAAAGGUUCUGCUUGUAUUAGGAAAUAAAAAAAGGACAUGCAUGCGACAUUAUUGGCGAGAAAAAUGAUGCACACCCCUUCAAAAGAGGUUGCCAAAACUGUCAAUGACUAGAGUUCCUUUAAAAGCAAAGCACAUUUUAAGUCAAGUCAUAUUGCCAAAAAAAUGUUAAUAAAAGCUUUAUAAUUUUGCUCAGACUGCAGUAAGAAGGUAAAAAAUUUUAGCAGAUGCAAGAAAUGAAGAGAACAGUGUAGCUUGUAUUAGCUAGCUCAGAUUUAGCUAGUGAGCUGCCUAAUUGAAACUUUUGCCAUUAAAUUAAACCAACAAGAUCUUGGUCUUAAAUGUCACUGCAUGUUUUUGUUUUUAGUUUCAGUUCGCCAAACCGCUCAAGAAAGCUCAGCGGUGGACAUGACGCCCAUUGAGGCCGACUUCACGUGGCACAAGAAGAAGACGGCCUUAGAGAUGGAAAUCCAGGAGUCUUUCCUGCGGUUUAUGGCCUCCAUCUUGAAGGGCUACCGCUCCUACCUCAAACCCAUCACACAGGCGCCCUCUGAGAAGGCCACAGCUGCAGACUCCCUUUACGAUUUACAAGGUAAAUAAGCGAUUGGCAGGCCACUUUUACGAUGUGCAUUAUUUACAGCCUUACUCUCGAUAACAAUGCUGAGUGUUUGAUUUUAUUGGCAUUCCUAUUUCAAGAAACACCGCAGCUAUCACUCAGCCUGAGUGGUUUUAGAAAUCAAUUAUCUUUCUCAUCAGCUAAAACAAGACCUCUCUCAUUUCUGUUGCUAGGAAAUGAGCUCUCAUCUCCAUUGAGCGUUAGUCUCUAACAGCCAACAUGGAUUAAGACAAAAAAAUAAAUAUUGAUUGAUACCUCAUAGGCCUGGACGAUAUAGAAAAAAAGCAUAUCGAUAAAAAAUAAAUCAUAUUGAUCGAUAUCGAUAAUUAUCGAUAUAAUUAUUAUAAUUAUUUAACAUAUAUUUUAAUUGCAGCCCUGGAUGUUUUAUGCUAUUGCUUAAUGACCUACUUUUAAUAAAGAACACACAAGCACUGAAUUCAAAUUCAAACCUUUAUUCAACCACCUUUUUUAUUUUACCACAACUGAAAGUUUUUUAAAAAAGAACUAAAAAAAAAAAGAAAUCAACUUAAGUGGCCUGAGUGACGUCAGUAAAUACUGACAAACAUAAAGACUAAAGUGACCAGAAAAUCUGAUAAAUAAAUAUUUAAAUAGUCUUUUGAUGAAAAUAAACAAAACAAACAAAUAUAUAAAUAAACAGAAUAGCUUUAGGUGGGAAUAGCAUACUACCAGUUUUAACUGUGUGGGAAACUGCCCACAGCCUGGUGUCUGAACACUGAAAUAUUUCUCCCGGGGUCGGGAGAUUUAUUUUUUUUUUAAUUAUCAUUUGAUUGACUUAAUACACAAACUAAGCACGAGAAGCAGGACUUAUCCACGCCGGUGUGUCGUAGAAUGCACCCCUGCCGAAUGCACCCCCUGCUAGUAGCCAUGAUCCAAAUACUCGCGUCUUUGUAAAAUAUGAGCUCAUUUGAACGUAUUUCCUCCGCACCCUUCUCACCUUUUCAACCCCUGACCCAUUUUCAUGCCUGAAGCGCUGUGUUUGAGAAAUACUUGCGGCCGGGCACUUCAUAUCGCGGGUCGAGAGUGGCUAGAAGCUGUUUGAAGCCAGGCUUUUCAGCGGUAGUUAUUGGCAGUAUGUCCCUCGCUAUGGAGCAUGUUACUGCAUGGGUGAUGUCCUUAUGCUGCUUGGACGCUUUGUCGUAUUUUUGGCAAGAAACGAAGUCCAGUUUGGUCUGCUUCACAUGCUUUGUGCUGGUGCUGGCAGCGGUUCCAGAGGAUUCCUCCUCCGACGACGACGUGGAGCCGCGGCGCGGCCGGCACAGCUCGUACUCCUGCAGGUGCGACCGGUUUAGAUGGUAAAACAAGUUGGUUGUGUUACCAGACUUGGUUUUUACUAAUUCUCUGCAAAUUUUGCAAACGACCGCUGUUCGCUUUUUGUCAGACUUGUAAAAACCAAAACAUUGCCAUGCUGGUGAACUACUGAAACCUUUUUUCGGGAUAAUGUCCUCCGCUUCUCCUUGCUGUAUCAUUUUUUCUAACACACGUGCUGUCUGUUGUGGUUUGAUAGGGGCUGGGCUUGGUGCCGUAGCCUACCUGGGUCUGCGUUUGUGAUUGGUUUGGAGGAAGUAAUGACUGUAGUAAAAGCUACAUGAUAGGCUAUGAUGAAAAAGAAAGGGAAACUGUGUUUUUCUAUCGAACUUUUUAUCGACCCGUUUUUUUUCUAUCGCACCACACGUCUAUCGAUCGAUAUAUAUUGUUAUCGAAUUAUCGUCCAGCACUAAUACCUCAUUUAAUUCUCCACGAAACCAGCUCGAAAUCACUAGAAAUGUGAAUUGUCUCUUUGAUUUUAGAGUAUUUUCCUCCUUUUUCUCGCAGGGUUUCUCAAAAGCAGAGACCGUGCACACCAGAAGUUCUACUCCCAGCUCACCAAGACUCAGAUAUUCAUCCGCUUCAUUGAGGAGUGCACCUUCGUCAGCGACAAGGACACCGGCCUGGCCUUUUUCGACGACUGCGUGGAGAAGGUGAUUACACACUUGGCGUCAGGCUGGUCUCAAAUGCGUACACGCCACACACUGGUGUCGCGGUUUUUCCACUUCCACCUGAGGAUUCCUUCCAUGAACGGGCCUUUGUUUAAUGUUGUUUCAUUGGCAAAAUAACGCUUGCCUGCUGGGGAAGUAAGGAAGCUGACAUUUCCUCUGAUUCAUUCUCUUCCCUUUGCUCUAUUUCCUCCUCUCGCAGCUUUUUCCCUCUGAUAAAAUCACGGACAAGGGCACCAAGGUAAUCACUUACACUGAAAUCUGAUUUCCCCGCACCUUGUUUUUCAUGUUCGUCACUAACAUUAAACGAGAAUAAACUAACUUUUCCCCUUUUUUUGUGAUGAAUGAUUUCAUUGAUUUCCAUUUCCUGCUUUUCUUCCACCUGCGAUCAAAUGUGUAUGUUUACUUAUUGCUGUAUGUGUGUAGUUGUUUGUGCAGAGAGAGCUUUUAAUAAAACCCGGAUUACUGUAACCAGUAUCACUAAAACCUGAAUGAAAUCCUCACUGUAGGUUGAAGGGGAGUCAUCUGAGGACACGAGGCUUUUAGAGCUGGACGAGUCCCAGAAGAGCGAGCACACUGUCUUUGUUAUGCCCCCUGAACCUCCAGCUGACGAUGGGUCUGAGCCUGCCCCCAAAUACACGUAAGUCCUCUCAGCUCUAAAUGAUUAAAACUUGUGGAAUAGGUGUGGGAAAGCAGACAACACUAAUCCGUUUUCCCAUCCUUCAGAUAUAAAAGUUUCCCAAGGCUGCACAUGGGGCUGUUUGACCGUCCCAAAGAGCUACGACCGGCCAUUAGCAGCAGAACAGCAGGGGCAAGUCUGUCCAGCAGCCCCGCACUGCUAGCAAAGAGGACAAAGCAGGUGUGUACAUGCUCACACACACUGUCACUCUCGCACCAGGGUUCUAACACAAGUAUGGGAAGUCUGGAAAUAAAUUUGAUCAAUUUCCAGGUCUUAAAAAGAAAAAGAAAAGACGGAAAAUAAAAAAUAAAGUAUGGGAAAAUAUUUAUUUUUCCACACUAUUACCACAGUUCUAAAAUGCUGUUUUCUAAAAUAGAAAAGUAGGUAUUUCCAAAAAUGAUUCAAAAAAGUAGCGUAUGGAAAAUUGUGGAAAUUCCACCUGUGUAGGAACCCUUACAUGCUAAAAUCGGAUCUUACCCUCUCUGUUGUUCUUACAGGAGAUAAAGCUAGCAUACAAGAUGGCGAAGCGGUUCUACUCCAACCCUCCCCUUUGGGCCCGGUGUUUGUUCAGCCACUGCUACAGCCUGUGGUUCAUCUGCCUGCCUGCAGCCGUGCGGCUGUCAAAGUCGAAAAGCCGCGCCAUGCAGCAGGCGUACAACAUCCUGCUGAGGAUGAGAACCAAUGAGGUGGAGGUGCUGGAUGAGGUAUGUGCACAAGAUCAAUCCAUGUAUCAUUUGUUCAUUUAAUUUUCAAAAUAGAACCAAAAUUGAAAAACGAGAAAAUCAAUUUGUCUUCUGAAUAUUUAUCACAAAAAUGAAAAUGAAAAAACUGAGCUCUGAGUUAUUCACGAUCUCGCCAUAACGCCAAAGCCCGUUUCUUGUUCUCUCUAUAUCUGAGUAAGGGUCACUUCAGGGUGACGAAACUUUCUACAGACGAAAAAGUUUAAUCAUAUAAAUCUGUAGUUAUCCAUUUAUCCCAUUUUCAUUUGAGCUGAAGAAAGGGAAUUGGGAAAAUGAGCGUUUUUUUUUUUUUUUUUCCAAUUUCAUUUUAGAGACGAAUAUUUGAAUUUUUUUCCCUUUUUUCUCAUUUUGGGUUUUAUUUUGAAAGUCAAAUGAACGAAUGAUACACAGAUUAAGACCCUUGUCAUGAUUUGACUACUUCUCCACCUCCUGAUUUUAUAUAGCAGCGAUUCAUAGUUUCAUCUCUGUGGCUUUCAGGUGUGUUACAGAGUGGUGAUGCAGCUCUGUGGGGUGUGGGGUCUUCCUGUCAUGGCUGUGAGAGUCCUGGUUGAGAUGAAGAAAGCUGGAGUGCACCCUAAUGCCAUCACAUACGGAUACUACAACAAGGUCUGUACAGAUUUUUCCGUCCCUAGCGCAUAUCUGUAGACGUUUAUGGUCCAUAAACAUCUCCAGCUAUAAUUCAAAGACUGAAGUCUUUACACAUCUUUAGCAUGUCCUCAUCCUGAAGUCUGUUUCCUCUGCAGGCUGUCUUGGAAAGCCCGUGGCCGAGCAGAAACAGAAGCGGCCUCUUCAUGUGGACCAAGCUUCGUAAUGUGCUCCGUGGAGUGGCCCAGUUCAAGCAAGCUGUCGACCGAACACCUUCUGAGACGGGAGCCACACUAACCACCACAGGUGGGUAGAGAAUAAACAACAUGGUUUAUAUUUGCUCUUGUUCUGUUUCCCUGGUUUUAAAGAAUAUGUUUCUUGACUUCAGCUGCAGCAAAAGAAGAGUCAGCAGUCACUGACGUCGACCGUUUGAGUCAUGGAAGUGCUGACAGCUCAAGUGAGGUUAAUGGGGAGGAGCACAACCUGUUUGUCCACAGCCACAGCCUGGAAGACACGACAGACAACCACUGUAGCACAGGUACUCUUCCUCUAAAGUACCCUUUUUUUUUCACAAUUUAAAAGAAUACAACAUAAAAUAUGAUAGGUAAUAAUGCAGGGAGAGGCAAAAAGCCAUGAUGAACUUAUUUAAAGCCUCCACCUUAUAAUAGCCUAAUAUUAAUGUUAUAAUUAAAUGUACAAAAGCACAAGAUAACACGAAAAAAAUGAAUAAAAAUAAAAGUAACUGACAACAAUAAUAUAGAAAGAAAAAAAAACUUCAUGUGCAGGGUGAAACUUCUACAUACAAACACUUAGACACACUAAACUUUCCUCCUCAUUCCUUCAAGGAUGGAGGAAAGGAGGGAAGGGUGACCUCACUGUCAUCCUUGUCUCCUUCAUCAUCUCUGUGGCACUGUCCAAGGUGCAUAAAUGUGUCCACAAUUGUGCCAUUGCAGAUGGCACAUUAAGUUGUUUGAAACCAACAGAAUCUUGGUGUAAAAUUUGUCCAUCUGUCUUGUCUGAAUAUUUUCCCACCAACAUAUGCUUGAGCAUUGAGUGUAAUUGGAUUAUGAAUAAAAGAAAGCUUGAAGAAAACCCUGCUUAUUAAAGGAAAACUAUACAAAUUGUGUCCACUUAUAAUCAUCAUCAAAAUUUAGAAGUAAUGGUUUGUUUGUUUUUUCUUUUUGGCUUCACAGGGAGGCAGUCUGAUCAAGGCUACGGCUCUAAAGAUGAGCUCCACCAGGAGCUGGCAGAACCUUCAAAUUCUGCUCUUCUCUCUGCUGAGGAGAGGAACAAUCCCAAAGCACAACAUAACGGUAAGAAAAGCAAACUAUUCACUGUGCUGCUUCUGGUCCUGCUUUCCAAGGUUGACUGUCCGUCUUGUAUGUCAAUGUUUGAUCUGGACACUUUGUACUUUUAUGACCAGGGGGGGACAUUGCCGGUUCUGUGGACAGUGCUGUAGCUGUGGCAGAGCCCUCCAGUCCUGUUGAGGUGUCUUCACCUGUUCCCAGUAUUGUAAAGCUGUCCACAGGGAGUUUCGACAGCGGCAGAGAAACAGGUAAGGAGGACGACCAGACAGACAUCUAGACUAAAAACUAGGGCUGGGUGAUAUGGCCUCAAAUCAAUAUCAUGAUAUAUUGAGCAGUUCACCUCGAAAACGAUAAAUUGAUGAUAACUACUCCACAUCCAACCUACCUACACACAUCCAAAAACAACUUUUAUUUAUUUAAUUUUUUUGACAUCAAAUAUAACGAUAUGGGCAAAAUGACGUUGGUUAUUGUCGUACAUUUCGGUAUCAGUAAAUUUUCGGUUUAUCGCCCAGCCCUAUUUAAAACAAAAAUAGCUCUUGAUAUUUUUUCCUACGUUCUGUAGGUGCAGGGAAGCUGUUCAGGAGGAAAAGCAAAACUGAUAGUGUGUCUCUCACCGAUGAUGACGCCCCGCUAGCAUCAGGGGAUGCAGCGAACCAGCCUCAGCAGCAGAGGCAGAAGUCUUUCGCCGAGCGCAGCUGUAGCUUCAGCGCUGAGAGCCGCGCUGGGAUGCUCCUAGAGAAAGGCGUGGAUCACAUGGCCAGUCAGAUGGGCGCUGAUGCCCGUAUCCUGGCUGCUGUGCUAAGUGGCAGCCAAAGUCCACCUCCUAAUAGUGUGUCCAAGGCUCUGUUCAAAGAUCUGGAAGAAGAGCCUGAAGAGGAUCAAGGUUUGAUACUUGGGAAGCUUAAUGAGGAGGAUCAGGGGACUGAAACCAGUGAGGAAUCAAAAGGAGGUGAUCCAGAGGCAGAGCGGACUGAGGUGAAAGAGGAGAAGCGACAGAGGAAACCCACUGAGACGAAUGAGGAUGACUCUGUUCUGCGAGGAGCGGCUCUAGAGAGAGAGGAUGUGGAGGCUGGUGCUGACCCGCUUUCCCUGCUCGUAACUGAAAGCGAAGAGUCCGCCUCGGUCACCAGCCAGGACCCUCAGCGCUCCGUGCCCGCUGUGGUGUCUCGCAACCUGGCGGAGGAGAUCGAAAUGUACAUGAGCCUGAGGAGCCCUCUCGGUGUGAAGUCCUCCAGCAUGGAGCUCCAGCAGGCUCAAGGUGACACGAGUGACGCCCUACAGCCUAAACCACCUCUAGAGCGCAGAUCCAGCCUCCCAGUGCCUCCUGUCAAAACCCCUUCUGGCUCCCCGGGGGAUACACCCAAACGCAGCCCCAACACUGUGACUCGCUCCAAGACUUUUGCAGUAAAGACGAGAAACCCCUCAAGCGCUGCAGGAAGCCCAAGAUCAGCCUCUCUGACAGCUCUGGUGAAAUCCUCUCAGGGAGGGUCUUUGGGUUCUGUCAUCAACUCUAUUUCAGGCAUCAAGAUGGACACCCUGUUGUCAGGACCUAAGAUUGAUGUGCUUAAAUCCAGCAUGAAACAGGCAGCAAACGUAGCCAGCAAAAUGUGGGGAGCUGUCGCUUCAGCUUAUUCCUACUCAGACGAAGAGGUCAGUGUUAAUAAAACACAACUCCUCCUCUUCUGUAUUCUGUAACGAUUUCUUUGCUUGAAUUUUAUGUUUUUCUAUGUUUGACAGGAUGAGAAUAAUCAGGGGGGAGGCGGCUUCCCAGCUCGCCUGGAUGAAAACAUGCUGGCUGAACAUGAAGUCGAUGACAGUCCUGAGAGAGGAGCUAUCCCAGGGCUGGUGGCGAACGGCCUGAACCAGAGCUGCACCAGCUUGGGGAGCAGCAGUGGCAGCAGCGACACAGGCAGAGGGACCCACCAGACACGUAAGCAGUCACUCUUUCUUUUUUUUAUUCUAUGCAAAGGGUCUAUUUAGGCGUAUUUUUAACUUUGUUUUUGUCUCUCUCUCCUGGCAGAUCCAACUCCAGGACGGGCAGGCAGAGGUCCAGACUCUGAGCAGGGCUCCUCACAUCAUGCCUCCUCUUCUAGUAUUUUCCAGAACUGUGCACUCGAGGUCAGAUGUACCACAUACACAUCUUGGCUGCUGCUUUGCGUGUACCGCCAAAGUGGGCAUGUUUUGACCGUGGGUGUAUUUUUCUUGCCGCCAGGUUCUGAUGUCCAGUUGCUCUCAGUGCCGCUCUUGUGAAGCUCUGGUGUACGAUGAGGAGAUCAUGGCUGGCUGGACCGCUGAUGACUCCAACCUGAAUACCAACUGUCCUUUCUGCCGCACAGCUUUUCUGCCCUUACUGCAUGUGGAGUUUCAUGACUUGCGCUCAGUGACAGGGUAGGACUCUUUUGAUGGUAUCCAAACUACCAAAGUAUACUAGUGAAGUGAAUUAUAUAAAUGAAAGAGAUUUUCCUCUUGAAGGUUCUACAUGAAUCCCAGUGCUUCAGGAGACAGUAUUCACAGCACCAGUGCCCAGCCCACAGCCAGCAGUUCAGCUGACAUCAAGACACCAGACCUGAUCAGUUUCCCUGAAGAGGAACCAAAGGAGACUGAGGAUAGUCGACCAGGAGCACAUAAGAGGUACUGACCUUAGAAACUUCUCCUUCGUCUUCUUAUUCUUCUUUGUCGUCUUCCUCUUCAUCUACCUCUUUGUCUUCUCUCCCUCCUCCUCCUCCUCUUCUUCCUUUUCUUCCUUCUCUUCUACUUCUUCCUCUUCCUCCUAUUUUUCUUCAUCUUUUUCUUCCUCUUCCUUCUCUUCUUCUUUAUCCUCCUUCUCGUCCUCUUUUUUUCCUCUUCAUCUUUUUCUUCUUCUCAUUCUUCUUUUUCUUCUUCUUGUCUUCUUUUUCUACGUCUUCCUCUUCCUCCUCCUCCUCCUCCUCCUCCUCCUCUCUUUCUUUCUCUUCUUCUUUAUCCUUCUUCUCUUCCUCUUCUUCUUCUUGUUCUUCUUCUUCCUCCUCCUCUCCUUCUUCCUCUUCUCUCAUCUUCCUCUUCUUCUUCCUCCUCCUCCUUCUCAUCUUUUUCCUCUUCUUCCUCCUCCUUAUUUUCUUCCUCUUCCUCUUCCUCCUCUAUCUCUUCUUCCUUUUCUUCUUCAUACUCUUCCCCUCCUCUUCUUUUUGUCUUCCUCCUCUUCUUAAUUUUCCUUAUCCGCCUUUUUCUUCCUCCUCUUCUUCUUUUUCUUUGUUUUCUCUCCCUCCUCCUCCUUCCUCUUCUUUUUCUUCUUUGUCUUCCUCCACCUCCUCCUCUUCCUCUUCUUCCUCCUCCUUCUUGGUUUUCUCUUUCUUUGCAUUUUCUUCUUCAUCUUCUUCAUCUCUUUUUUCCUCUUCCUCUUCUUCUUCUAUCUCUUCUUCUUCUUUUUCUUCUUCUUGUUCUUCUUCUUCCUCCUCCCUUUUCGUUUUCCCUUUUUUUUUGCUUCUUAUUAUUUGUCUCUUGCUUCUUUGAUUAUCUUGUGUUCUUCUUCUUGAGCACACAUAGUUUCAGUUGAAGCUGUAAAGUCUGAGUUCAAGAUUUUUAAGUCUCUUCUUCUUCGUCUGUUGUGUUUCUAGUUUGAUUCCAGAGCCGGUGCAGUCCGACCCUCUGGGUCUCCUGGAGCAUCAGGCUGCAGGGAAGCAGCAGAAAUGCAGCGGGACAUCACUGACUCGCAGCAACAGUGUUGGUGGACCUCUACAGGGUCUGGACUAUUCCCAGAGACCUGGACACGGUGUGUCAACCACCAGUCUGCCCUGCAGUCUGCAAGAGGUGUCGGUUAGUGCCCUUUACAGUCCAACACUUAACACCAAAACAAAACAAAGUGAAAAUUCCACACAGGAGCUUUGAUAUAAUAAAUGUUUGUGUUGUUUUCUCAGGAUGGCAUGGGGACUAAAAGGCCAAACCCUAAGCCUGUAUCUGUACCAUACCUCAGCCCUUUGGUGCUGCGCAAAGAGCUGGAGACCCUGUUGGAGAAUGAGGGAGAUCAGGUGAAGUAUUCUCAUACACGCACAAUGUCUUUCACUCAGCUCUUAUAUAUUUAACAACAUCCUGAAGGGGUUUUCUACCUCUGAAGUCCAGCAUUUUCUUCCUCUCUUCCACCAGGUGAUCUACACUCACAAGUUCCUCAGUCAGCACCCCAUCAUCUUCUGGAACCUGGUGUGGUAUUUCCGUCGCCUGGACCUGCCCAGUCACCUGCCUGGUCUUAUCCUCACAUCCGAACACUGCAACAAAGGAGUACAGGUAAGCUACUUAAAAUGCCAUUUAUUGCCACUUCCGCUGUCACUUUGUGUUCAUUACCAUCACCACUCCCUGUUUGUCUUUGCAGCUGCCUUUGACGUCACUCUCCCAGGACAGCAAGCAGGUUUAUGUUCAGCUGCUGUGGGACAAUAUCAACCUGCACCAGGAGCAGGGAGAGCCUCUGUACCUGCUCUGGAGAACAUUCAGUGAGUAUAGUAAUAGUUUUUUUUCUUGUUUAUUAGCCUCUUUUAGAUCAAUACAAGAAAACUGGCUGAAAACCUGAACACAUUCUGCCACUAGAGGGAGACAAAGUCAACAAAUUUUAGACUUAAGAUUCUUUGAAAUUCUGACUCUUUGAAAAUUCUCAAUUGUAUUUUCGGUCGCAUAUUGAACAAUAUCAGAUUUUUUUUCGGAACUUGGGCUAGACUACUGUUUUAUCGUACUGAGUCAAAUUGAUGUCAGACAAAUCCAGCAGCUACUUUGAGCCUUUUUGUUUGAAACAUCACCGAACUUGUUGUUUUUCUAGUGGAGAAGAGAGGGACGUUGGCUCCAACAGACCACCAGGAGAUCCGUACUCUCCUCAACACCAUAGUUCGCAACAUCCAGACCAAUGACGUUUAUGGUCCGAUUAACCUGCUGAUCCGGGAGAUUAAACGUCGCCCAGAGGGUGUGAAACGGCAAAGGUGAGCCUGCGUCUUCGCGAUUUAUCAAGCCCCUAGAAAGCACUUUUUACUUCUUUCAAUGACCUUUCUGUUCCAUGUAUCACUUCCAGGAGUAUCUAUAGAGAAAUAUUGUUCCUCUCACUGGUUGCCUUGGGAAGGGAGAACAUUGACGUUGGUAGGUAGUUGUUUUAAAUAGGAUUUAAACUGCCACAACACAUCAUGAGUCUAAAUCCAAAGUCUGAAUGUUGAGAAAUAAAUUAAAUGUUCCUAAGUUGUGCUAUUUUCAUGACCCCUGCAGAGGCCUUCGACAGGGAGUACCGCCUGGCUUACGAUGAACUGAGCGCUGAGCAGCUCAAGUCUUUGCACCGCAUCGAUCGACCGCCCAGCCCCAGUAUCCAGUGGUGCCUGAAAUGCUUUGGCGCCCCUUUCAUCUGAUCCCCUUCAAGGACAAGAACAUAGCCAGGUGCCACUACAGUAGGGAAGAAAGGGUGGCAGAGAAACGAUCUCAGAAUUAAACACUCUCAUUCACCCAAACACGGUACUAUUUCUUCCCAUGGUCUUAGAAGAAGCUCAUUUUCUGCCUUCUUACAACCUUUUGUUGCCUUUAUGAUCUCACCAAGCCAGCACUAGCAAGUGGGCCUCUGCGUAAACAGUUUGGACAGCUGUAGUGAUUUUCUAGGACUAGUAGAGGUGUGUCUCUCUCAUGUAAGUGUAUAGAAAGAUAAAUUCCUGUACAGAAUGUAUGGACUGUCCCUUAAAUGUACACACAUAUGAGUGUGUAAGGGAAUGUGUCACAAAACAGUCAGCUCUCUGUCUCCACCUUUUGGCCUUUUCACACUAAACGUGCUAACUCUUACCAGAUUCCAUCAGUCUGAGUUGUUGAGAGCGCACAGCGUCCCUGACUCACACGUCGCUUUGUACAUAUUGUUCACUCACUCAGGAGGGGGCUGCAACAAGUUUUGACGCCUUGGCUGUUUUGUGUUGUCUUAAGUCUUAAUGAAUGUUUCCUUUGGUUCACGAUAAAUGUACAGGUUCAGAGUGAGAUGCUCUGUCUGUGUAAAUAUGAAUUCAAAGCACAAGUUUAAAUCGAGAGGACUGUGGACAAUCAUGAAAUAUCAAUCACUUAAAAUGAUCCUACAACAUUCCAGGUGCCCCUCAGAAACAAAGGUCUUAAAGGAGUAUUAUAAAUCCCUUAAAUGAGUCUGAACUGUUAAAAAAAAAUCCAAGAGGGUGAUCUAGAGGCAUGCCCACUCAGUAGAACUAGACACAGGGAAAGCCAGCCUUAGUGAUGGAGCCGUCAGUCCUCCUUCUGUUUUUAAUAUCUGCAUUUUAACAGUAACAAAGUGUGCUUGUUCAGCUUAUUUGCCUUAUUGUAAUAUUGAAUUAGAACUCUCAUUUACACAGACUACAGCUACUUCUAACUUUAGCCCAGUCUAAAGAAGUAAACGUUCUUUUACAGUGGGUGUAUGUUUUGUGGACAGAAUUGCUUUUAUGGUUUACACUCUGUAGCUUUGGAUAAAAUCCGUAGCGGUUCGAGCUUCAUGCUGCAAAGGGCUACUUCAGUACUGCUCACACUGUGUUCAUUAUACAACAUGACAUUCCACUUUAAUGCUGAACGGACAGGAAAAAAAGCAGCUGUGACGACCUGUUGGGAAAUGGGUGUAGAUAGAAUGAUAGAUAGCUGAUCCUAUAGUAGAGUUGGAAGAGUGCCUUGUACAGAAACAAUACUAUUGUGAAAAAUUCAAUUUGCACUGCAUAGAUUAAAACCCUGACCUGAACCCAGGAUGAGAAUGAAUUGAGACCUUUAAAAUAUUAACAGAGACAGCGUUUUUUUUUCUCUCCAAAACAAAAAGAAAUGCUCAACUAUUUAUUUUUGUAUUAUUGACGUUCUGGUUGCAGACAGAUUUGUAGGCUACCUUAGCAUUUUUAUGAGUAACAGUCCCUAUCUCUCCCCUUAAUCUCUCUCCACCCUGUACUGACUUUGUAAAUUUCACCUCUUAAUGAUGGAGGAUGUACAGAAGAGACUGUUCUUUAACGAUAGAUUAAGUGAUCUCUUACCGUCCUGUGGAAAGGAACUGAAUGUCUACACUUAAGUGCGCUGCAAUAAAUGAGUUUGUGAAAUGAUUGAUAACAAAA
Xyrichtys novacula (pearly razorfish) is the source of this 39099-nucleotide messenger RNA. NCBI's taxonomy places the organism in Eukaryota, Metazoa, Chordata, Actinopteri, Labriformes, Labridae. The record is from the annotation of a GenBank genome assembly.